Eucalyptus grandis is the source of this 1575-nucleotide messenger RNA. RefSeq names its product F-box/kelch-repeat protein At3g06240-like. NCBI's taxonomy places the organism in Eukaryota, Viridiplantae, Streptophyta, Magnoliopsida, Myrtales, Myrtaceae. The record is from RefSeq and is a predicted model, not a curated record. Bases 81 to 1229 code for a protein of 382 amino acids. Gene Ontology annotation, molecular function: protein binding. The transcript has 2 exons.
GACUGCGACGGCCACUUCUGCAGCGUAGUUCUUUCCCGCAGCUCUCUACUUCGCUCUUCUUCUCAACCCCUGAAGCCACCAUGAGUUCCUCCUCCUCCGGCGGCGACGGCUCGAAGCUCCCUCACGACGUCGCCGUCGAGAUCCUGAAGCGGUUGCCGGCGAGAUCCCUCCUCCGAUUCAGGUGCGUCUCCCGAUCGUGGCGUUCUGCCAUCGACGACCCUCGUUUCGUGGCCCUCCACUGGAGCCACUCCGCCCUCCACGCCUCCAGUCGGCAUCUCGCGUGUCUAGAUUGCGGCGACGACGCCGUCCAGAACCGGUGCUCUCUGUUCCCCAACGGGCCUCUCGCCCGGCCUCCUUCCCCGUCGCAAAUCGAAAUCCCGUUCGUUGCUCCUCCCAACCGUUACGCCCUCGUUGGUUCAUGUGACGGUUUGAUCUGCGUCUCGGAGAGUUCCAGAGACGGCGCUGAGCGGGCGGUGUAUCUGUGGAAUCUAUUCACCAGGAAGCACAAGGCGGUUCGGCUCCCCCGUCCGGAGCGGCGGCAACCCCUUUCCAUGGGAGGCGCUCAUGUAGCUCAAGGGUUUUGCUUCGACGCUAAGUCUAAUGACUAUUGUGUCGUGAGGAUUAUCCGAUUUGUAGGUGUUCGCCGUCAAGGCUUCCGCGACAGGAAGCCUCGAGUCGAGGUUUAUUCGCUCCGUGCAGAUUCGUGGAGGACUUUGGAAUGUGAGGUUCCUCUUCUCUGCCAUGGCAGCAGUGCGGUCUUCUUGAAUGGGAAUCUGCAUUGGUGUUCUUUUAAUGGAAAGUGGGAUGGAUACGGAUCCAUAGCCUUGUUCAAUAUCGCGGGUGAGGUGUUUGAUGAAAUGGCUCUGCCGGAAGAGAUGCUUCUCAUAAACAGUCUCCAUUUUGUGUUGUCUGUGGCGGUAUUAAAUGGUUUGCUGGCUGUGUUGUUUAGCGGCGAGGAGGUGAUUGAGCGGUUUGAUUUCAAUUCCGAAUGUUUCGUUUGGGUUAUGAGAGACUACGGCGUCCCUGAGUCUUGGAUUAAGCUGUAUACUUUCAAGACUAUCGGACCGGUAACAAGAUUUGAUGGCUUCACGUGGAAUGGCGAGCUUCUUAUGGAAAUAUAUUGCAAAGAACGAGUUUCUUGGAAUCCGAUCACAGGACAAUUCUCAAUUCUUCCACUGUCGGCGAGAUACAAAUUGGUCCCCGUUGUAGAGAGUCUCUUUCCACUCUAGAUAUGACUCGAUUGCUGCUACAUUUAUUGGUAAAGAUUGACAGUUGAAAGUUACAUCUGAAAUGAGAAGAUAUGGUUUUAUUCGUAGGUACUCCAGCCACAAAAUGACGAGAAGAAGUAGUGUGGCGGUGUCCAUUUACUUUGGAUACUUCUUGCAAGCUUUAGAAUGCAUUUUCAUUUUCACUUUGUGUCCUCUGUAUGAGUUAAAGUAUGCAACUCAAGACUGCAUGUAUGACUUCUGCAUUGUCAGCACCAGCAGAUUUUAGACCAUGCAGAAGAAAAUGACCAAGCUUGUCAAAUGCUAUGCAUGUAUGUGUUCGAUGCUAUGCCACCAUAAGCAUUUUUCA